UGCAAUUGAGUCGUCGUGUUGUUGUUGUUGUUGUUGCUUUGACGCACUGCAACAAGUGCUUGUUAAGUGCGAUACACUUGGCCACUUGCGCUAGUAUCUGUCGCAAUUGAGCAGAACGCUCGGCUAGCUAACAGUCACUCGCUAAUGUAACAAUAGCCACAGUUGGGAUUUGAACGGGGCGCAGUUUGGUGCUGAUUUGCAUUGUGUGCGGUAGCGUCGUCAAUAGAAACAAGUUUCGCGGCAUGUGGACACAUUGCUAGUUUUGGCCGCCAGCCAGCUGUGAAGAGACCACAAUGUUUACAACAAGCGCAAGCUUGAGCAAUGCCAAUGCCAUUGAUGCUGAUGAGCAUGAGAUACACAAAAAUAGCAGCAACAACAAGCAACAAGAUCACAACGAAGACAACUGUAGUAACAACAGCGAACAGACAUCGAUCGAUGAGCAUUACGUCUUUGACAUAGCCAUGAUGAGCAUUGCCGAACAGGUGCCAGGCAGCCAGCAUAAUGAGCUGCAGAUUGAUCGUCAAGUGGAGGAGCAAGUGGUCAGUGAGCUAGUGCGCAGCUCAAGCGAGAACGCGCUCAUCGAGCAUGAUGGCCACAACGGCGGCAGCAUGCGCGUUGUGUUUGGCAUACUUGUGCGCCUGGUGCUGCCAUUGGCCAACGGCGUGGCACGUGGCAUCAAAGGCAUACGCGAUGUGCGCGUCUUGCGUGUGCUGCAGCAUCUGGCGUCCAGUCGCCAGGCACUGGCCAAUCUAAUGGCCUUUGCCGCCAACAGCAUAUCGCUAAAUCUUUCCAGCGUGCAGGCUCUUCACUUCAAAUACUAUAUGUCGUGUAAAUUUCCAUUAACAGUUUCGAAUCGCUUGGGGCCUUUGCGCAAUUUGCUAAAGUUGCGCAAGAGCCAGGACGGCUUGGAGUGCCUGCCCGAUAUACCCAGCACGCCAGGCUCGCCCACCACGCCCACUACGCCGCUGCUCGAGCCGCCUUUGUAUAGCGUGCAGAGCACUGCUGCCAAAUGCUGCACGCUAAACAUUUUGGCGGAGCCGCCACCAGGCGCGCCCAUAAUCGCCGAUAUUGUAUUUAUCCAUGGUCUGCACGGCUCGCUGGUCAAUACCUGGAAGCAGGGCUUGUGGCAGAACGAGCGCCAGCCUGUCGAGUUCGAUCGACCGCCACGCCCACCUGUGCGUCCACCCAAGCGUCCGCGGCAUUCGCGCAGCGCUGCGAUGCACGCAGCGCCGCGUGAAAAGCGCGCCAAGUUUGCCAGCAGUCGACGCUCCUUUGAUGCACAGCAGUCAGCGCAGCCCGCCAGCGAGUGCCUCAAUCCGCCGCCACACAGCCAAAGCUUCAGUGAAUACAGCGAUGAGGACUUUGCUUAUGUUUGCGAUGAGCCGCAGGACAUCAAAAUCUGCGAGGGCAUCGAGUACAGCUUUCCCACAUUCCGUUUGCGGCUGAAUGACAACAGUCGUCUGCUGCAAUACGAUCUGGAGUCCAUGCUGUCCAGCGAGCCUGAGGCUGAGAGCGCUGCAACUGCCCCCAAGGCCAAUGACAAGCCAGCGGGCAAACAUAAACCCUCUGCCAAUGAUCCCAACUAUUCAAAGUGCUGGCCCGGCGACUGGCUGCCCUUGGACUGUCCUGGCGUGCGUGUCAUUGCUGUUAACUAUACAACAGAUCCGUAUCUGUGGCGUCCGCUGUGGAAGCGCAAAGAGCCGCGCUCCAGUCUCAUACAACGCUCGCGUGAAAUGGCCGAACUACUGCUGGCGCAACGCGUUGGCCAGGGUCAUCCUAUUAUAUAUGUGGGUCACUCUAAGGGCGGUUUGUUCAUCAAGCAGCUGAUUGUGGAUGCCUGGGAAUGCGGUCGGCCAGCCAUGACGCCAUUGUGGCGCUCAGCGCGCGGCUGCUUCUUCUACUCGGUGCCACAUCGCGGCUCGCACUUGGCCUCCAUUAAGGCGCCGCUGCUGGCGCGCUCCGUAGAGCUGCUUGAAAUUGAAAAGGGCAACAAAUAUUUAGUGGAUCUGCAUCGUCGCUUUGUGGGUCUUUAUCAUUUGGGUCAGCUGAAGAUCGAGGUGUUUAGCUUUGUGGAAACUGCGCUAACGCUCAUGUCUGUGCUCUAUCUGCGCAUUGUGGGCGUGGACUCGGCAGAUCCUGGCAUUGGAGAUGUCUGUGGCAUACGCUUGGAUCAUCGCGAGAUCUGCAAGCCGCGCGGUCGUGAUUGUAUUUUGUACAAAGAGCUGGUGAAGAUGAUUAAGAAAAUCUGUUGAUUCACAGCCAACUUGGAAACGAUAUGUGUAUAAAGACUUGCGGCUAAUCGGCUGCAAGUCAAUGCGUACCUAGUGCUUAGCAUAUAAAAGUUGAAAACAAAUUCAAUUUUUUUUUUGUAAUUAACUUUAAGCCAGCCAUUUAGCUAGUUAUAUAAUUUGAUAUUUCGUAUUUUGGUUUUAGUUUUUGCAAAUUGUGAUCCAUUUGUUCAGUUAAUUGUGAUGUGAUCAUACCACGUAAUAUAAUAAGCAUACAUAUAAGGCUAUAGACCGUUUGUAAAAUGUUACCAACGAUGCAGCAACCAAUACAGAUUUGAAUUUUUGCAAGAUAUUAAUAAGCCAUUUGAUAUUUUAUACCAAGUACUGAAAGUUACUAAAAUAUGAAAUACGAAAUAAGUUGUAAUGUAUAUAUGAAGAAGAUAAAUAAAAAUGCAUUAAGUUUA
Molecule: messenger RNA, 2692 nt
Organism: Drosophila busckii
Lineage: Eukaryota; Metazoa; Arthropoda; Insecta; Diptera; Drosophilidae
Exons: 8
Coding region: 294-2252 (652 amino acids)
Source: RefSeq, a predicted model, not a curated record